Molecule: messenger RNA, 1122 nt
Organism: Aureobasidium subglaciale EXF-2481
Lineage: Eukaryota; Fungi; Ascomycota; Dothideomycetes; Dothideales; Saccotheciaceae
Exons: 3
Coding region: 1-1122 (373 amino acids)
Biological process (GO): branched-chain amino acid catabolic process; response to nutrient
Molecular function (GO): catalytic activity
Source: RefSeq, a predicted model, not a curated record
AUGCGUCCUCGUCUACUUUCCAGCAUCAAGAGCCAAAGACCACGCCUAUACGCUACCCUCCCACCAAAGGCACGACUAAAUACUCCGACCGAUUUUGAAGCAACCCCUCUACUUAAUCACAAUUCAAGAUCAGCAUUAGCCAGCAAUGACUUGUCCUCUGAUGCGAAAAGCGGAACUGCCACGCGAUUGAAUCUCUUUCAAGCCAUCAACUCUGCUCUAUCACAUGCACUUCGAACGGAUCCACGUGUGUUGCUUUUCGGCGAAGAUGUAGCUUUUGGAGGAGUAUUCCGCUGCAGCAUGAACCUGGCUUCUGAAUUUGGAGAUGAUAGGGUUUUCAACACACCUUUGACUGAGCAGGGCAUUGUCGGGUUUGCUAUCGGAGCAGCUUUUGAAGGAAUGCGGCCAGUCGCCGAAGUCCAAUUCGCCGACUACGUGUAUCCUGCGUUCGACCAAUUGGUUAACGAGGCAGCAAAAGCCAGGUAUAGAGCUGGUGUUAAUGCUGAAGGACAAAGUUGCGGAGGCCUAGUGGUCCGUAUGCCUUGUGGAAGUGUGGGACAUGGUAUCAGAUAUCAUUCCCAGUCGCCAGAGUCGCUCUUCACACACAUACCCGGACUCCGGGUAGUCAUGCCUCGUGGACCUGCGCAGGCCAAGGGCCUCUUACUCGCCGCCAUCGCAAGUAAUGACCCAGUUGUCUUCAUGGAGCCAAAGAUCCUCUAUCGUGCAGCAGUAGAAUACGUCCCGACAGAAGCUUACGAGAUUCCAUUAAGCAAAGCAGAGAUUGUCAAGCCUGGCAAAGACAUCACAAUCAUCAGCUACGGAACCCCGUUGUAUACAUGCUCAAAUGCCAUUGCAAAGGCAGAAGCAGAUUUUGGCUGCGAGAUUGAACUCAUUGAUCUUCGAACCAUCUACCCCUGGGAUCGACCUACCAUUAUCGAAAGCGUCAAGCGAACCGGCAAGGCAAUUGUUGUGCAUGAAAGUAUGACCAAUGCAGGAGUUGGCGCAGAAGUUGCCGCAACCAUUCAAGAGACAUGCUUCCUGAACCUAGAAGCCCCUGUCGCUAGGGUAGGUGGCUGGAGCACACACAUGGGUCUCAUUUAUGAGGUAAGUUGGACGUCGGUUUGA